Molecule: messenger RNA, 1098 nt
Organism: Diuraphis noxia (Russian wheat aphid)
Lineage: Eukaryota; Metazoa; Arthropoda; Insecta; Hemiptera; Aphididae
Gene: l(1)10Bb
Product: BUD31-like protein
Biological process (GO): mRNA splicing, via spliceosome
Cellular component (GO): spliceosomal complex; nucleus
Source: RefSeq, a predicted model, not a curated record
UAUUGUUGAACAUGUAAUACAGUCAUUAUUAAGAAUUUUGAGUUGGUAGAAAUGCAAUCCGAACGAGAACGAAAUUGAACGGAUGAACGACUUUUUAUUAUUUCACGAUCCGGAUUGUUUUUUGUUUCGUUCACAGGUUUGACCCGUUCAUUUUGAUCCGUUCGUUCGCGACUUCGCGUACGACACAUCUCUAAUUAUGCCUAAAGUUCGAAGGAGCCGAAAACCGCCUCCGGAUGGGUGGGAACUUAUAGAACCAACGCUAGAAGAAUUGGAGCAAAAAAUGAGAGAAGCUGAAACUGAAUCUCAUGAAGGCAAACGUAAAGUAGAAGCAUUGUGGCCAAUUUUCAAAAUUCAUAACCAAAAAUCAAGAUAUAUUUAUGAUUUGUUUCAUAGACGUAAAGCUAUUUCUAGAGAAUUGUAUGAUUUUUGCUUGCAAGAAAAAAUUGCUGAUCAAAAUUUAAUAGCAAAAUGGAAAAAACAAGGUUAUGAAAAUCUAUGUUGCCUCCGUUGUAUUCAAACUAGAGAUACAAAUUUUGGAACUAGCUGUAUAUGCAGAGUCCCAAAAUCUAAACUAGAAGAAGGUCGAAUUGUGGAAUGUGUGCAUUGUGGAUGUAGAGGUUGUUCCGGCUAAAUAAACACAAUAUACUAGUUAUAUGAUUAUUGUAUUAAUUAUAUUCUUAAUAUGUGUAAAGAAUUUAUUUCUAUAUUAAUAAGUGUGCAGUAUAAGACUGAAAUUAAAACAGCAUACUAACUGAAAACUCUAUAAAUUAGACAUUUUUAAUUUCUAUAAUGAUUAUGUUAAGUACAAWCUGCAUUGGUUUUUAUGAUAAAAAUUUUUGAUAACAAAUAUUGAUCUUUCUUACUAUUAUUUCAAUUAAGAAUUUAUUUUGACAUUGCAUGCAAUCAAAAUAUUUAUUUUGGUAGUUAUAUAUUUUACCAAACAAUUGUUCCUUCUCGUAAAAAUAGUAAAGGUACUAUUUAAGUAAUUUCAAGUAUUGGACUUUAAUAUGACAACGGCAAUGAGUGCUUCUAAUUUGCAUUAAGUGCCGCACAUUCGGGAGCAUCACUAUAUUAUUACAACUAUAAUUAUGUAAUAUA